Molecule: messenger RNA, 1852 nt
Organism: Vitis vinifera (wine grape)
Lineage: Eukaryota; Viridiplantae; Streptophyta; Magnoliopsida; Vitales; Vitaceae
Product: protein IQ-DOMAIN 22
Exons: 4
Coding region: 128-1612 (494 amino acids)
Molecular function (GO): protein binding
Source: RefSeq, a predicted model, not a curated record
AGUAUUUAUCUCCCACUCCACGGGCGGACCACGGCCUCUCUCAUUUCAGUCUCUCUUUCUUAUGCUUCUGGAAAUGCGACCUCAAGUUCAACUCCCAAAACCGCUAGCGGUUUACCGGCACUGACAAAUGGGUAAAGCAUCCAAGUGGUUUCGUGGACUCCUCGGCCUGAAGAAGACUGAUUCACCGGCGCCGACCCCGGCUCCGGCACCAGCUCGCCUGGACAAGUCGGUGAAGCGGAGGUGGAGUUUCGUGAGAUCAUACAGAGAGAAGGAUCACACCAGACACGCUAAUGACCGCAGAGGAGCCCUGUACGGAGAGCCGCAUCCGCCUUCGGCGUACGCAGACGGUGUUGAUCCGAACAAGCACGCGAUUGCAGUUGCGGCUGCCACCGCUGCGGUAGCGGAGGCCGCCGUAGCUGCAGCUCAGGCCGCUGCGGCGGUGGUGAGGCUCACCAGUAGCGGGAGGUCAGCGGCUCCCUCGGCGUACGUUAGCGCUGGCUUCUCGGCGCGAGAAGAGUGGGCUGUUAUAAAAAUUCAAUCUCUUUUCCGUGGUUACCUGGCGAGAAGGGCAUUGCGAGCAUUGAAAGCAUUGGUGAAGCUACAGGCAUUGGUGAGAGGCCACAUUGUGAGGAAGCAAACUGCAGAUAUGUUACGACGCAUGCAAGCUUUGGUGAGAGCUCAAGCUCGAGCACGCGCGGGACGAGCCCAGAUUUCUGAAUCAUCACAUUCAAGUGGCAAGUCUUCUCAAUUCCACCACCCUGGCCCUGCAACCCCUGAAAAGUUUGAACAUGCCAUUCGGGCAAAGAAUAUGAAACAAGACCAGUCUUCUAUACUCAAGAGAAAUAGCUCAAAGGCGAGUGGCAGGAACAUCAUUGAUCAAGACAAAACUCACUUGAGUAGGAACUGGUCAGACCGUAGACUGGAUGAAGGAUCAUGGGACCAACAAGGGUCCUCAAUAAGAGCCGGUCCAACAGAUGAUGAAAAGAGUGACAAGAUACUGGAAAUUGAUACAGGGAAACCCAAUUUCACUCCUAAACGCAGAAACCUGUUUCAAUCUUCUCAUCAUGGUGUGGCUUCAGAUCAAAUUAGUCAUAGCUUUACUACUUCAAAAGAUUCAACAACUCAUCAAACAGUUCCCAGUCCAUCAUCUUGUGAAGUUCAAUCUUUAAGCCCUUUGAAAUUCUGUCAGGAGGUUGAAGAAGGCUCCUUUUGCACUGCUGAUAAUAGUCCACAAUUCUAUUCGGCAUCAUCAAGAGCUGGUAGUUCAAGGAGAGGUCCCUUCACUCCCACCAAGAGCGAUGGCUCAAGAAGCUACCUGAGUGGUUACUCAGACCAUCCAAACUACAUGGCUUACACAGAAUCCUCGAAGGCUAAAGUGAGGUCUUUCAGUGCCCCAAAACAAAGGCCUCAAUACGAAAGAUCUAGUUCAACAAAGAGGUAUUCUGUUCAUGGAUUUGGUGAUUCAAGGUCAAAUGCACAAAGGGUUUCUGCAAUGCAUGCCAACUUCACCAGCAAAGCUUAUCCUGGAUCUGGACGCUUGGAUAGACUUGGAAUGCCAAUAAGAAGUGAAGCUUUUGGUCUCAGUGGUGGGUUUAGCAACAGCAGAUAUUAGAAUUAAGUUUGAAGGAUUUUGGUUUUUUUUCUUCUUUUUUUUGUUAAUCUAGUUUAUCUUCUAAUCUGGCUAACUAAUGUAUUUAGUAACACUUGUUUUGUCUAUUGUUAAGGGAAGGUAAGAGUUGAGAGUUUUGUUUGUGAAUCAAUGUCUUAGGGUUACUCUUGAAUCUGACUCAAUAUUAAGAACUCUGUAAGUGCCUUUGUAGUAAGUAGAUGCUACUUCAAGUAUUGUACUCAA